AUGACUGCAUACUCGCAAGACCAACUUACCCGUUACCUCGAGCACAUCUCCUAUCCUCGCUCCAAACAUCCCAGAGAUGAACUUCAACUCCUCACUGAGCUUCAAGCCCAUCAUCUUGCGCGGGUGCCGUUCGAGUCCAUUGGCCUUCACUACUCUCCGCAUCGCAUCCUGUCGCUUGACCCAGAUGACCUGUUCGAAAAGGUCGUGGAGAAGAGCAAAGGCGGCUACUGCCUUGAGAUGAACACUUUCUUCUGCGAAAUUCUCAGAGUCCUCGGAUUCACUGUCCUGCCCAUUGGCGCAAGAGUCAAGGUCGGCCCACGAUACGGUGGCAUGACUCACUGCAGCAAUAUCGUCAUCAUUGACCAGACGCGCUACCUCGUCGACGUCGCCUUCGGCAGUUACGGCAUCUUCCAUCCUGUUCCCUUAACCUCCGGCCUCGAAUUCGACAACAUCCUCCCCCGCAGAGGAAAGCUCGAGUUCCGGCCUCUCGCACAGUCCACUUCACCCUCUACCCAAGCCCUAUGGGUGUAUUCCUCUCAGGACGACCCUUCCGCCGAAUGGGUUGAGCGAUACUGCUUCACGGAGACGGAAUACUUCCGCGAAGACUAUGAAGUAAACAAUUACUUCUGCAGCACGCAUCGCACGUCGAUUUUCGUCAAUCAAGUUAUUGUCUUGAGGGGCAUCCUGAAUGACAAGGGAGAUGGGCUUAGUGGCGUGCUGACCAUGUUCCAAGGGGAAGUCAGAAAGCGAGUUGAAGGCGUAGAUGGGAUGCAAGUGAUGGAGACGAUGAGCAAUGAAGAGGAGAGAGUCAAGGCGCUGGAGAAGUGGUUUCAGAUACCACUGACAAAGUCGGAGGCACGGGCCAUUCUAAGACUGCCAAGCGAGCUGACACAGGUUCGCAAGAGUGCAGUAUCAUGA
Molecule: messenger RNA, 918 nt
Organism: Trichoderma virens Gv29-8
Lineage: Eukaryota; Fungi; Ascomycota; Sordariomycetes; Hypocreales; Hypocreaceae
Exons: 2
Coding region: 1-918 (305 amino acids)
Molecular function (GO): acetyltransferase activity
Source: RefSeq, a predicted model, not a curated record